AUGGAUGAAUCCGAUCCGCAAAGCAAUAUCCUGCCUGGCGGUAACAUGCUUAACGUUGACGGAUCGGGAGUCGACGGUCUAGACGCAGGUGCAGGUCAGCCAGCGACGGGAAAUGGAGCGGCUGGCCUCCUUCGUGGAAACAGUCCUGCAGGAGAGGGAGCGACGAGUCAAUCACAGAGUGAAUCCAGUAGCGGGAAAUUGGCAAGCGGGGAUACAGGAUCCGGUGGUGGUGGUGGAGCCGGCCAAGAGUACACGAUGGAAGCCCUUCCUACAGCAAGACAAGUGGAAGGAGCCGCUGUGUGCCACGAAGAACAGUCGUUCUGGGUAAACUCGCGCUUGCGCACGGUGGCGUGCAACACAUCGCAGCCGUUGAUCACGAAUGCACCUGACAUGCUUAACAACAUCUUCGUGCCGCUCUACGCCUGCCCCUUCCAGGAACGCCUCGGGCCCUGGGGCGAAGGCGGCAAGUGGAUAUGUAAUGUGCCAUCAGCAAUCCAGCCCAAUCCUAUCGUCUACAGCAUUCACUCCAGUGCAGCGUACGGGUUUGAGCUGGCGGCGUCCAUAGCGCUGCACACGCGGCCGCACGUGUUCAGCUCGUCGCUGUCGGGGGCGCAGCAGGCGGCAGUGAAGGCGGAGGCGCACGUGGAGUUCCACGAGGUGGGGCUGGCGCUGGCCAAGGACGCCAAGCCCACAGACGUCUCUCUGCCCGACCUGCUCGCCUCCACCAAGCACACCUACGUGGACGUGCUCUACCUCGCAGCCCCCUGCCCGGAGUGCGAGGUUGCCUUCAUCCGCCAACUCAACGCCUCCUACGGCUCCAACCCCGCCUCCGGCCUCUCCCGCUCAGGCGGCCUCCUGCCCUUCGGCCAGAUCAUGAUGCUGCUCAGCCACAUAGGGCAGACGCGGCAGAUGCUGGAGGUGGAGUACACGUUGGAGAAUCUGGGGUACCGGUUGUUCCACGUGGAGACCAAGCCCAGCGGCCACCUCGAGGUGGCCUACAUCCACGCCUCCCUCGUGCAGCCGCCCAACCCCGCUGACUGCCCCGUCGACACUGCCGGUCUCAAGUACCCUGACCACCAGCAGAUCGACGAUGCCUCGCUGUGCCACGCCGAGUCUACCUAUCAGGUGAACAUGGCGCUGCGGCGGGCAGCGGUGGGGGCGGAGCAGCCGGUGACGCUGUCGCUGGCGGAGAUGAAGGAGCUCAUCUACGUGCCGCUCUACCCCUGCCCCUACGAGGAACGCAUCGGCGAGUGGGGCGACGGCGGCAAGUGGAUCUGCAUGAUUCCAACAGCUUUACAGUCAAAGCCUCUCGUGUACAGUGUGGGGAGCAACGAGCAGUUUGCGUUUGAGCAGGGGAUGGCGGAGUCGGUGCGAACCAAGGCGUUCACGUUUGACCCGUUCAUCACGGCGACGCAGCAGGCGCACAUGCGGUCGCUGCCCUUCCUGCACUUCCACGCCAUUGGUGUGGCGGGCGAGGAGUCGCUGGCGUACUACCACAAGCAGAACCCCGACUACGACUUCAAGACGCUGGCGCAGCUCAUGCUCUUCCUCAACCACACCUACGUCGACGUGCUCAAGAUCGACUGCGAGGGCUGCGAGGUCGCCUUUGUGCGCGACAUCGCCCGCGCCUACGGCUCCGAACCCGCCACCCUCGCCAGCAAGGGUGGUGUGCUGCCCUUCGGCCAAGUGCUCAUGGAACUGCACCAGAUCACGAACACGAAGGCGAUGCUGGCGCUGCUGUACACGUUUGAGAGCCUGGGGUACCGGCUGUUCCACGUGGAGACGAAUCCGCUGUGCCUCAUCUGCAUCGAGGUGGCCUACAUCCACGACUCCCUCCUCCAGCCCGCCAACCCCCACGCCUGCCCCAAAGCCCCCCUCAACGACCCCGCCACCCUCGCCAAAAUCUCAGCCACUGGUGGUGCUAGAGCUGCUGUUUCCUCAAACCAGGACACUGCAGAGGCAGCCAAGGACGUUCCAGCAGCAGCUAAGGAACCUGAAGCUGCACCCGCAGCAGCUGCAGCAGCAUCAGAGGCAGAGGCAGGUGAUUCAACUGCAGGGGUUAUUGCCCCAGUGACAGAUACAGUAGAGGGAGACAAGGAGAAGCCUGCUGUAGAAACAGGGUUGGGAGAUGCAGAGAAGGCAGCCAAAGCAAAGGAGGUGGCUCAUUUGGGAGGCGAGACAGCAGUGCCAGUUGCUAGUGGGGCAACGAGUGACAUUGCAUGGAAGGAGCCGCUGGGGGAUACAAGCCAUGUAGAUGGUUCUGCGCUCUGCCACGCUGACCGCUCUUAUUAUGUUAACUCGCGCCUGCGCACGGUGGCGUGCAACGCAUCGCAGCCGUUGAUCACGAAUGCACCUGACAUGCUUAACAACAUCUUCGUGCCGCUCUACGCCUGCCCCUUCCAGGAACGCCUCGGGCCCUGGGGCGAAGGCGGCAAGUGGGUGUGCGUGGCUCCAACUGCCUUUCAGUCAGCGCCAAUUGUUUACAGCAUUCACUCGAGUGCAGCGUACGGGUUUGAGCUGGCGGCGUCCAUAGCGCUGCACACGCGGCCGCACGUGUUCAGCUCGUCGCUGUCGGCGGCGCAGCAGGCGGCAGUGAAGGCGGAGGCGCACGUGGAGUUCCACGAGGUGGGGCUGGCGCUGGCCAAGGACGCCAAGCCCACCGACGUCUCUCUGCCCGACCUGCUCGCCUCCACCAAGCACACCUACGUGGACGUGCUCUACCUCGCACCCGACUGCCCCGAGUGCGAGGUUGCCUUCAUCCGCCAACUCAACGCCUCCUACGGCUCCAACCCCGCCUCCGGCCUCUCCCGCUCAGGCGGCCUCCUGCCCUUCGGCCAGAUCAUGAUGCUGCUUUCAAACGUGCAACAAGUGCGGCAGAUGCUGGAGGUGGAGUACACGUUGGAGAAUCUGGGGUACCGGUUGUUCCACGUGGAGACCAAGCCCAACGGCCACCUCGAGGUGGCCUACAUCCACGCCUCCCUCGUGCAGCCGCCCAACCCCGCUGACUGCCCCGUCGACACUGCCGGUCUCAAGUACCCCGACCACCAGCAGAUCGACGAUGCUGCUGUGUGCCAAGCAGAAUCUUCUUUCCAGGUGAACAUGGCGCUGCGGCGGGCAGCGGUGGGGGCGGAGCAGCCGGUGACGCUGUCGCUGGCGGAGAUGAAGGAGCUCAUCUACGUGCCGCUCUACCCCUGCCCCUACGAGGAACGCAUCGGCGAGUGGGGCGACGGCGGCAAGUGGGUGUGCAUGCUCGCAUCUGCACUUAAGAAGCAGCCAAUCGUCUACAGUGUGGGGAGCAACGAGCAGUUUGCGUUUGAGCAGGGGAUGGCGGAGUCGGUGCGAACCAAGGCGUUCACGUUUGACCCGUUCAUCACGGCGACGCAGCAGGCGCACAUGCGGUCGCUGCCCUUCCUGCACUUCCACGCCAUUGGUGUGGCGGGCGAGGAGUCGCUGGCGUACUACCACAAGCAGAACCCCGACUACGACUUCAAGACGCUGGCGCAGCUCAUGCUCUUCCUCAACCACACCUACGUCGACGUGCUCAAGAUCGACUGCGAGGGCUGCGAGGUCGCCUUUGUGCGCGACAUCGCCCGCGCCUACGGCUCCGAACCCGCCACCCUCGCCAGCAAGGGUGGUGUGCUGCCCUUCGGCCAAGUGCUCAUGGAACUGCACCAGAUCACGAACACGAAGGCGAUGCUGGCGCUGCUGUACACGUUUGAGAGUCUGGGGUACCGGCUGUUCCACGUGGAGACGAAUCCGCUGUGCCUCAUCUGCAUCGAGGUGGCCUACAUCCACGACUCCCUCCUCCAGCCCGCCAACCCCCACGCCUGCCCCAGAGCCCCCCUCAACGACCCCGCCACCCUCGCCAAAAUCUCAGCCACCAGUGUUGGUGGUGCUGGUGCUGCUGCUGCUGCUGCGGCUGAUGUCUCGUCCAAUGUCGACGUGCCGGGUGCUGCUGAGGUUGAUGCGACGGGUGCUUCUGAGACCACAACAGAAAGUGAAACAAUCUGA
This is a messenger RNA of Closterium sp. Yama58-4, 4011 nucleotides long. Lineage: Eukaryota; Viridiplantae; Streptophyta; Zygnematophyceae; Desmidiales; Closteriaceae. The record is from the annotation of a GenBank genome assembly.